This is a messenger RNA of Arvicanthis niloticus (Nile rat), 2064 nucleotides long. RefSeq names its product anaphase promoting complex subunit 10 (gene Anapc10). Gene Ontology annotation, biological process: protein K11-linked ubiquitination; anaphase-promoting complex-dependent catabolic process. The record is from RefSeq and is a predicted model, not a curated record. Gene Ontology annotation, cellular component: anaphase-promoting complex. NCBI's taxonomy places the organism in Eukaryota, Metazoa, Chordata, Mammalia, Rodentia, Muridae.
GACGCUGUGACGUCAUCGUGCUGCGACACCGAUUAACUGAGGGAACCUAGAACCACUGAGCCGCCGUGGGAGUGGCGGGGUCCCUGAGCACCGGAAUUGUGGCGAGCCAGAAAUACUGUCAUGACAUGGUAGAAUGUAUAUUGCUUGUUUCUCCAUAGAAUAAUUUAAAAAUGACAACACCGAACAAGACACCUCCUGGUGCUGAUCCUAAGCAGUUGGAGAGGACAGCAACAGUCAGGGAAAUUGGGUCUCAGGCUGUUUGGUCACUCUCUUCGUGCAAACCAGGGUUUGGAGUGGAUCAGUUACGAGAUGACAAUCUGGAAACCUACUGGCAAUCUGAUGGCUCUCAGCCCCAUUUAGUGAACAUCCAAUUCAGAAGGAAAACAACAGUGAAGACAUUGUGUAUUUAUGCAGACUACAAAUCUGAUGAAAGCUACACUCCAAGCAAAAUCUCAGUCAGAGUAGGAAAUAAUUUUCACAACCUUCAAGAAAUCCGGCAACUUGAAUUGGUGGAACCAAGUGGCUGGAUUCACGUUCCUUUAACUGACAAUCAUAAGAAGCCAACUCGCACAUUCAUGAUACAGAUUGCUGUUCUAGCCAAUCACCAGAAUGGAAGAGAUACCCACAUGAGACAAAUUAAAAUAUACACGCCAGUAGAAGAGAGUUCCAUUGGGAAAUUCCCUAGAUGCACAACCAUCGAUUUCAUGAUGUAUCGUUCAAUACGGUGACUUUAAAAUGGACAGAAGUGAACAGACAUUUGUUUUAGCCUAAUAUGGUGACUUUAAAAUGGACAGAAGUGAACAGACAUUUGUUUUAUCCUAUCAUUGCAUAGUAUAGCAAGUAUCUUUGGUGAAAAAGUAUAUUACUUUGCAAUUUUACAUACAUUUAAAAAUAAUUUAGAUAAAUAAAUAACUUUUAGGUCAUGUCUGUUUUUUAUAUAAUAAAGCUCAUAUAUUUUGUGUUGCUAAAAUGAAUUUGAAGCCAAUCUUUACUUUUUUUUAUAUUAAAAGAAAACUAGUUAAAUUGAAAUUUUCAAGAUGUAUAUAAUAUUUUUUUUUACCAGUUACAUUGUGGUUAUUUCAUAUAAUGGUUGUUGGAUAUUGGGAGCAAAACUCUUUUUCUAGUGUAUAUUUAAUUUUCAAUAGCAUUGAUGAAGUGGAAACUUAAAGGUCUUUGGAAAAUUAGUUGUGUCGGAUGGUGUUUUCCUGGGGCAGACACAGGUGAAAGACUAAGGAAGAGACGUGAAGGAACAUAUGGCUGAAUCAGACACAGGUAUGUUCUGCUAAAGCAAGCAUGUGAAAGGACUUGUGAUGAAGGAUUCUUCUUCGCUGAUGACAGCCAUGUAUUGGUCCGCCUUACAUUGCAUAGUUGAGCUGUAGUUGUUGGGACUCCCAACACCAAAACACUUGUGGUGGUGUGCUAUGGCUUCUUGCUGAUUCUGCGGGCUGAUUGGCAGAGAUCUGUCAGCUGAGACAGACUCAACUUGCUGAAGCAAGGCAUGUGCUGAGGCAAAGACCCCUUGGAGGACACUUGAUGAUGUUUGGAAGGAGUAUAAAUAGGACUCAACAGACAGUGACGGAGGCUGAGCUAGGCUUGCUUAUAGAGCUAGCUGUGCAAAGCUUGAGAGGCACAGGUGAGAACUUUUCCUGGUGUUCCUGUUGGCCGUGGUCCUUCCUGUUGACUUGUGCUGGGGCUGAGGCCUGGCUGUCUCUGCUAGGUAGUACCACUGCUGCUGAUUUGUGUUUGCUGUCCUGACUCUUAUCAAGCUGCUGCUGCUGACUCCUGUGAACUGAACUGCUGAUUUCCUGACAACGCAGAUGGGAAUUGCUCCAAAGAACCACAUCUUAAACAGGUCCGCUUCCCCUGUAACCUUUCCUUUCCAUUCCCUCUGGUGGGUGAGAGGCUAGAAGGAAGGUUAAAGCCUUUAAGACUCUUCAUUUUAAAAAGGUUCAAAAAAAUUAAAGUUACACAUUGAUUAAUAUUUUUAGAGGAAAUUAAAUGUUUUUAAUGUGAGUUUGUUUUUUAUGUAGUAUCAAAAUAAACUGCACUAGAUGUUUGUUAUGA